AUGUUCAUUCUCUCACUCGGCUGCAGCUUCUACGGCUCUCAGAUGAGUCAGGCGUUGGCCACGGUAUCAACCGGUACCUCGCUAGCGCACUGGUGGGAGGUCCACUGGCCAAGCCUGGUUCUUGGGCUGCUCCUGGGUCUGAUUUUUGGCCCGGUGUUCGAGGCGCUGAUUCGCAUCUAUUUGUGCCAAGUGGCGAUUCGGCGGCUGGUCGGGCGGCUUUGUAUGGACAGCCGAGUGGCUGAGCUGGAAGACGCCUUGGAAGACCUGAAAGAGGAAGUGAGAUACCUCCGUGGCGAGGUCAGGCGGCUUCGUCGCUUGGUUGAUGACAGAGACAGCCGGAGCGACGGAUCUCAGAGGUCCUCUCGGGCCUACUCAGAGGGCAGCUUCAGCUUAGUGGAGAGGGAGUUCAACGAGAACGCUUCGAGGUCGAGAAGCGACACUCCGUGCACAGAACAAGCCUCUGCAGUAGGUUCUGACCCGGGUCGAAGUGGGAGCACUCGUACCCCCCAGUCCUGGUUGGAGCGAGAAGGGAUCUGCGACGAGAUUGCCGAGUUCAUCAAGAGGAGUCUGGACGGAGACCACCGCGGAGCUUCUGGGCGUGAUCGCCUUCGUUUGCCUUCCCGCAUUUGGCUGGUGUUCAGGGAUUACGAGGGGCUUCAAUACAAGCCUGUGAGAGUGUGCAGAUCGUGGCAGAGCUGCAAAGAUUUGGUGAAGCGUGGAGACGGAGCAGGAGUGUUGGCUGGCUUGCCAGCCGCUGAUAUGGAAGGUUUGGAUGGGCUUGACGAGCUUCCUGAAGAGGACGCUCCUUCGUGCCCCUUUGUGGUGUCUGAAGACGGCACCGCCCAGUACCACUACGACCUAUGGCGUUAUCGUACGCCCCUGGGAGUCCUAAUUCAGUGCAUUAUGGUGAGUGCCCUGGCAGAUGGCCGCUACUUAGCAGCUUUCCCUCAUGCCUCCCGGCACCGGCAAACUCAGAAGAGGAGUCUGCCUCCAAUUUUGCUCAAGCCUUUGUUGGUGGAAGUAUUAGUGGCCCACGUGUCUGCACGAGAGGAGGCCUUGGAGGACUACAUGAAGAUCUGGGUUGGCUACAUCUCCGCGGAGACCUAUGGGCAGAUGGAGGUGUUUGUGGACGGGAUGCAGAUCGACCAAGAGUUCAAGCUGGCCGCUGCUACCGACUACUUGCCCUACGCCCCGGCAUUGAUCGAGGCCCUCGACGAGCGCUUCGCCUUCCUCUCUGCAGAGUCCGGCCUUGGCGAGAAGCACAUGAUGCGAGAAGGGAGAUCAGAGUCUGGCUUGGGAGAAGAGCAAGACCUACCCAACCGGGUUUCCUCUUUGGAAGUUUUGAUGGAAAAGAUGAAUGGGAACCUUCAGACCUUGCUGGAGAAGCUGGACCAUGUCCCCAGAGGGGGAGCCACGCCAUCUCAGAGUCGGGUGAGCUUUGCCCCCUCGGCGAGCCAGAUCCCGGCGAAGUCUGCCAAGACCGAGACCCAGGUGAAGAAGUUCCCGGGGCUGGAUGCGGCGGUGGUGUCAGCGGCAUUGGCCGCUGGUGUGCCCGAGGAGAACCUCACGGAGAUGCAACGCCUGAUUGGCUCUGGCGGCAAGGCGACACAGCGCUUGCGCGAGCCAGCCCUCAGGAGCUCUGCGAAAAAGGAGGCCAUGCAGUUUGCGGAGGCGCUCGACGAGAGCGAGGAAGAGCCAGAGCCGGGUCUUUCCGGCGGCGAGCCUGGUUCAGCAGAAGUUGGAGAACCGGCCACUGUGGAGAGCACUUUGUCCAAGCUGACAGAGCUAGUUGCACUGUUGAGCGCGGACAAGCUGAAGCGGGCGAAGGCCACCAAGAUGGACCUUGCCCUGGAUGGGGUGCAUGUCAGUGGCGGAAUGGGCGACAGCUCUUCUGGAUCUGCGGGCAAGCGGGCCGCAGCUGCGCGGAGAGCACUCCGUGUGGGCCUGCAGGAGACGCCGGAGGAAAUCAGCACUGUGGUGGAGAAGCUGAUCCUGGAGGACCUCAUGCUGCGAACUCAAGCUCCCGGGAUGCCGGUGAACGAUUUCAAUGCCAGAGCAUGGGUGGAGCAUCGCAGCCGCAUUGGGGCCUACAAGACCUCUGCCUACAUGGCUUGGGCGGCAGCGGGGAUCCUCGACGACCUGGUGAAAGGGAAGGUUUGCCAUGCUCGAGCUCGGGCUGCGCUUAUGCUGGUGAUGUUGGACCAGGUGGCCAUAGAUCGUGGCUCGUGGGUCCUUGGAGCCGAGCUGAUGUUGGAGCAGGGGCCCCCGCUCUCUACCUUGGCAUCCCAUACGCUGCCGUCAGUGAACCGGGUGCCUUGGACCUUUAUUCAGGGCGUGGAGGGGUUGCCCGAGCUCUGGUUUCUGGAGGAUGUCCUUGGGUGCUCACUUUUGAAAUUGCCCGAGCUCUCGUUUCCCGAGAGGAGUGCCUUGGAUGUCAGCUGCAAUGAAGGAGAAAGUAGGCGACCUGAGUCUAGCGACUUGUUCCGCUGUGACUUCUGCCGUUUUGGCACAGGAUGGAGGAAGCGGACGAGGGUCGCUACCAAUGUGCCGGCGUUGAAAGGCCUACGGAUGCUUUGCACCUGCACCAAGCCUCACCAGCGUUUGAGGGGUCAGCAUCCUGUUCUCAAGAUGCCUUGGACUGCCGUAGCCCAGCCUUACCCUAGAGGAUUUAGCAAGCUCAUAGCUGUCUCCUGCUUACAUGCAGCUGGAUGGGCCGAAGCUGGAAAACUGAACAUCGCUGGCUGCAGCAGGAGCAAAAGCCUCAGAGUCGGCGAGGCCACCAACCCAGGGCCUAGGGGCCUCAGAACCCCGCGACCUUUCUCUCUGGAAGAGGCGCCGGUUCAGUGUUGGGCCUCUAUCAAGCUUGGAGAACGGCGUCGGGACUUGUUUUUAGAAUGGUGCAAGCAGUACCUCUCUCGGGAUCCCAUUGAACUCUUUUUGCAGGUGCCGCUGUUUCUGGCUCACGCAGUUCGAAAAUAUGGAGACAGAGAGUUCAUGUCCGGGGGUUCCCUUUUGUACUACCGGCACUUGGUUUUGGUUGCUCUGAGGAAGAUCCCCAACAUGCGGCCCUUCGCCAGCAUAUGUUGGGAUCUGGCGACUAGGUGGGAGAAGGCUGAGCCAACAAAGCAUCGCCCUCCGGUGCCUGAAACGCUGCUGGAGGCGAUGGUGACGCUUGGAUGGUUCUUAGGAUGGCGCCGAUGGUGCGGCGUAUGUUUGCUGUGCUUCUAUGGCAUAGCAAGAGCUGGUGAAGUCCUACGGUGUCGGCGUGAAGACCUUCUCCUACCUUGUGACAUGAUGCAUGAGUGCGAUGCGGCCUUCCUCCUGCUGCGGCAAUCAAAGACAAGCUACCGACAGCUGGCGAAGGUUCAGCAUCUCAAAAUUACCAGCGUGCAUGCUGUGAAGCUCUUGAAUUUGAUCUACCAGGGUGCGGAUCAUUUGGAUGUGCUUAUUUUCCCUGGCAGUGCCCAUGUUUUUAGGCGCCGCUGGAACCAUGUGUUAAAGUUGCUCCUGGUUCCUGACGUCGCCCAUGUGACUCCUGGUGGUCUACGAGGAGGCGGAGCAGUGUCUUGCUACCGGAAAGGGGCCUCCAUUCCCGACCUUCUGUGGACCAUGCGACUGAAGCAGGUCGCUACGCUUGAAGCCUACCUCCAAGAGGUUGCAGCCUUAAGCGUCCUCACUGAGCUACCAUGGGCUUCUCGCAGAGCCAUUCGAAGUGCUGCCUCUCUCUUCAACCACCUGCACCAAGCUGGGGUCUACGACAACAACGCAAGCUUUGCCUUGUGA
Cladocopium goreaui is the source of this 3783-nucleotide messenger RNA. Lineage: Eukaryota; Dinophyceae; Suessiales; Symbiodiniaceae. The record is from the annotation of a GenBank genome assembly.